This is a messenger RNA of Sus scrofa (pig), 2828 nucleotides long. RefSeq names its product G protein-coupled receptor 162 (gene GPR162). Gene Ontology annotation, biological process: G protein-coupled receptor signaling pathway. Gene Ontology annotation, cellular component: membrane. NCBI's taxonomy places the organism in Eukaryota, Metazoa, Chordata, Mammalia, Artiodactyla, Suidae. The record is from RefSeq and is a predicted model, not a curated record. Gene Ontology annotation, molecular function: G protein-coupled receptor activity.
GUCGUCCAGUCCCCGGCUCCGCGCCCGGCCCCCGCCCCGCAAGGCUUGUCUCCGUCCCGACCCGGGGCUGUGAGCGGCGGGACUCGGGGAGAGAGGGGCUGGGACAGACCUCAGAGGCUGAGCCCGAGAGGCUGGGACAAACGGGAGGAGGGAGGCCCGAGGGAGGAGGGAGGAGGGAGGAGGGCGGCGAGCUGGAGCCGGCAGGCGGCGGGAGCCCGGGCGAGCCGCGUCGGGAGUGCGGUCUCCAUGGCAGUGCUGGGCGCAGCCAGAGUGUGUCCUGGUGGCUGAGCCCCACCCCCACAACCCCUUGGGGCAUCCAGAAGACCCCUGAGUGGUCAAGAACCAAAGGAAGAAGAGAGCUGGAAGUCCUGGCAUGGGGACCAGGGCUCUGCAGCCUGCCUCCUAGUUGGGAAAGCAGUCAGCUCACCUCCCCCAUCAACUACAGGGAUACUUCUGGAAGGGCCCCACCCAACAUGGAGGCUGGGGCGCACCUCUGCUGACCCUCAGUCUCCUCCCCUGCGCCCCAUACCUGACCUUCGCUGGGUCAGUCAUGCAAUGCUGACCCUCAGGGUGGGCCUCACGGCAGCCUGCCCCACUCCAGAGCAAGGACUGUGGGCAUCAUGGGGGCGUGUGUGAGUGGGGCUCCUGGGUGAGACCCAGCCCCCACCCCCAGGAGUCCAAGGGGGGUGGGGGUGGGGGACCAAGGAAGGAUGGCGCGGGGCGGGGUGGGGGCAGAGGAGGCCUCCCUCCGCUCAAACGCGUUGUCCUGGCUGGCCUGUGGGCUCCUGGCACUGCUGGCCAAUGCCUGGAUCAUCCUCAGCAUCUCGGCCAAGCAGCAGAAGCACAAGCCGCUGGAGCUGCUGCUCUGCUUCCUGGCGGGCACGCAUAUCCUCAUGGCAGCCGUGCCCCUCACCACCUUCGCCGUGGUGCAGCUCCGGCGCCAGGCCUCCUCAGACUAUGACUGGAACGAGAGUAUCUGCAAGGUCUUCGUGUCCACCUACUACACCCUGGCCCUGGCCACCUGCUUCACUGUUGCCUCCCUCUCCUACCACCGCAUGUGGAUGGUGCGCUGGCCCGUCAACUACCGCCUCAGCAACGCCAAGAAGCAGGCGCUGCACGCCGUCAUGGGCAUCUGGAUGGUCAGCUUCAUCCUCUCCACACUGCCCUCCAUUGGCUGGCACAACAACGGGGAGCGCUACUACGCCCGCGGCUGCCAGUUCAUAGUCUCCAAGAUUGGCCUCGGCUUUGGCGUCUGCUUCAGCCUCCUGCUCCUUGGGGGCAUUGUCAUGGGGCUGGUCUGUGUAGCCAUCACCUUCUACCAGACGCUGUGGGCCCGGCCCCGGAGAGCUCGGCAGGCCCGGAGAGCAGGGGUGGGGGGUGGGGCCAAGGGGGGUGGGUCAGGGGGUUUGGGUACCCGGCCAGCCUUUGAAGUGCCGGCCAUCGUGGUGGAAGAUGCCCGAGGGAAGCGGCGGUCCUCGCUGGAUGGCUCCGAGUCAGCCAAGACAUCCCUGCAGGUCACCAACCUGGUCAGCGCCAUCGUCUUUCUCUAUGACUCACUCACAGGGGUGCCCAUCUUGGUGAGACUGGGGUCCUCCCCCCCCUCCUGCUCUCUCCAAUAUCCAGGCCCCAGCAUGAUCGCCCAGCCUCCAGCUCCAUCAGCCUCACACGCAGCUCCACCAUCCAGCUGCCUCUCCUCUACCCAGCCCACUGCAUUUGUGGUGAGCUUCUUCUCCCUGAAGUCGGACUCGGCGCCCCCGUGGAUGGUGCUGGCUGUGCUGUGGUGUUCCAUGGCACAGACGCUGCUGCUGCCGUCCUUUAUCUGGUCCUGCGAGCGCUACCGCGCCGACGUGCGCACAGUGUGGGAGCAGUGCGUGGCUAUCAUGUCCGAGGAGGAUGGCGACGACGAUGGGGGCUGUGAUGACUAUGCAGACGGCCGAGUGUGCAAAGUUCGCUUUGAUGCCAACGGGGCCACAGGACCAGGGGGCAGGGACCCCGCCCAAGUGAAGCUGCUGCCUGGAAGGCACAUGCUUUUUCCCCCUCUUGAGAGGGUCCAUUACUUACAGGUCCCUCUGGCCCGCCGUCUGUCCCAUGAUGAGACCAACAUCUUCGCUACUCCUCGGGCACCAGGCUCCUUCCUGCACAAGUGGUCAUCCUCUGAUGACAUCCGGGUCCUCCCAGCCCAGAGCCGGGCCCUAGGGGGCCCUCCUGAGUACCUGGGACAGAGACAAAGGCUGGAGGAUGAGGAGGAUGAGGAAGAGGCUGAAGGUGGGGGGCUGGCCAGCCUCCGCCAAUUCCUGGAGGGUGGGGUUCUGGGGUCAGGUGGGGGACCUCCAUGGGGUCCAGGCUUCUUCCGAGAGGAGAUCACCACCUUCAUUGACGAGACGCCUCUGCCUUCUCCGACUGCCUCGCCGGGGCCCUCUCCUCGCCGGCCCAGGCCCCUGGGCAUCUCACCCCGCCGACUCUCCCUUGGGUCCCCUGAGAGCAGAGCCAUUGGACUUCCUUUGGGCCUAAGUGCAGGGCGACGCUGCUCCCUGACAGGAGGUGAGGGGGGCGCACGAGCUUGGGGAGGAUCCUGGGGCCCAGGUAACCCCAUCUUCCCCCAGCUGACCCUUUGAGCCCAAGUGGGCCUGCUGGACUGAGAGGAGGUGGGGCUGGGUGGGUAACACCUCGUUCUAUACCUGAGCCUAAGGCGGCUGCCUCCAGACUCUAAGGAGAUGGGCUGGAUCGGGGGCCCUGGAACUCCUGCUGUCAUCCCGUCACCGGAUGCCCAGCUCACCUUCCGUCAUCCCUAGCAAAAUGUAUUAAAGUCUGAAGUGUUACCAUGAAAA